UUAACGCGUUGAUGACUGGAAUUCGCGGGGAAUUCGAUCCGGAACUGGAGUUAUCCAUGUUUAGCAGCUGAAGAAUUUUCGGGCAUUCUGCGAGGAAGUUGAAUUUAACACGUUAGUGCCCAUACAGGGUCAUUUUGUCAAUAUAUAAUUCUGUGGAGAAAAACAGACAUUUUCCAACAUGUCUAGAAUUGAGAAGAUGAGCAUCCUUGGUGUGCGGAGCUUUGGUGUAGAAGAUAAGGACAAGCAAGUCAUCACAUUCUUCACUCCGUUGACUAUACUGGUGGGACCAAAUGGGGCAGGGAAAACAACUAUUAUUGAAUGCCUCAAGUAUAUCACUACAGGGGAUUUUCCACCAGGAUCGAAGGGAAAUACAUUUGUGCAUGAUCCAAAGGUUGCUCACGAGACAGAUGUCAGAGCUCAGAUUAGAUUGCAGCUCAAGGACGUUAAUGGAGAACUUGUGGCUGUUCAGCGGUCCAUGGUGUGUACUCAGAAAGGGAAAAAAACAGAGUUUAAAACACUGGAGGGAGUGAUUACUAGAAUAAAGCAUGGAGAAAAAGUGAGCCUGAGUACAAAAUGUGCAGAAGUAGACAAAGAAAUGAUCACUGCUUUAGGUGUCUCCAGGGCUGUUCUAAACAACGUCAUCUUCUGCCAUCAAGAGGAGUCUAAUUGGCCUCUGAGUGAAGGAAGGCUGCUGAAGAUAAAGUUUGAUGAAAUUUUUUCAGCUACAAGAUAUAUUAAAGCUUUGGAGACUUUGAGGCAAGUACGAAUGAAGCAAGCCCAACAAGUAAAAGUGUACCAAACAGACUUAAAAUAUCUUAAACAAAAUAAGGAGAAAUCUCAGGAAAUUAAAGACCAUCUGCGGAAUAAAGAAGCUCAAAUGGCUGCUUCAAGGGAAAAUGUGAAAUCUAUUGAAAAUCAACUUGAACCUCUCAAGAAUCGUUUGGCUGAAAUUCAGAAGAAUCUUUCAAAAGUAUUGAAGCUCGACAAUGAAAUUAACGCCCUGGAGAGCAGAAAGAAAAUUAUGGAAAAAGAUAACCAAGAUCUAGAAGAGAAAAUAGAAAAGGUCUUCCAGGGUACAGAUGAGGAACUUAAUGAAAUGUACCACAAUCACCAGAGAACGGUGCGAGAAAAAGAGAAGAGGCUUAGUGAUCACCAGCGGAAAAUGGAUCAAGCCGUUAAGGAGUCACAGGGACUGAACAGGGAAAAAGGGGAUCUUCUGAUGCAACAAGGGCGUUUGCAAUUGGAAGCGGAUCAGCAUCAGAAGCAAAUCAAAACCCGAGAUUCACUCAUGAAGAGUUUGGCAACACAGCUAGAACUUGAUGGUUUUGAGCGAACACCAUUUAAUCAAAGACAGACUAGCAGCUUUCAGAAACUGGUCAAUGAAAGACAAGAAAAAGAUGAAGCCCAUGCAAAUCAGAUCAUGAAAGAAUUUGGGGAGAAAGAAGCAGCAAAGCAGAAACAAAUAGAUGAAAUCAGAGAUAAGAAAACUGGUCUGCAAAGAACCAUUGAAUUGAAGUCUACGAUGCAAAUCAAGAAGCAAACAGAUCUAAGGAACAUCAAAUCUGAACUUCAGCAAUUAGAGGGUUCCUCUGACAGGCUACAGGAAUUAGACGAAGAACUUGUGAAGACUGAACGUGAACUGGAGAACGUGGAAAAAAGUUGCAGUGUAGAUGCUUUGAAAGGUGAGGUUUCUCAGCUCCAGAGCCAAAAGGCAGACUUGGACAGGACAGUGCGGAAACUGGACCAGGAAAUGGAACAGCUAAAUAUGCAUACCACAACAAGGACACAGAUGGACAUGCUGAAGAAGGAUAAAGCUGACAAAGAUGAACAAAUCCGAAAAAUAAAAUCCAGACAUGGUGAUGAGUUGACUGCGCUUUUGGGGCAUUUUCCAAACAAAAAGCAGCUUGAGGACUGGAUUUAUGCAAAACUGAAGGAAGUAAAUCAGACUCGAGACAAACUGGGCACGCUAAAUAAGGAUUUAGUCUCGGCAGAGCAGAACAAAAACCAUAUGAGCAAUGAGCUUCGGAUAAAGGAGGAGAAAUGUUCAUCAUAUGAAGAAAAGGUUUUUGAUGUAUGUGGUAGCCAGGAUUUUGACAGUGAUCUGACACGCCUGCAGGACGAUAUAGAAAAGACCUCUAAACAGCGAGCAAUGCUUGCAGGUGCCACAGCUGUUUAUACUCAAUUUAUAACCCAGCUCACGGAGGAUAACCAGCCAUGCUGUCCCGUUUGCCAGCGGAUAUUUCCCUCCGAAGCAGAAUUACAAGAUGUGAUAAAUGAUAUGCAGUCCAAACUCCGGCUUGUUCCUGAUAAACUAAAGUCAACUGAAACCGAAUUGAAAAGAAGAGAAAAGAGAAGGGAUGACAUGAUGGAACUGAAACCAACGAGGCAUAUGCUGGUUGAACUGAAAGAAAAAGAUGUUCCUGAUUUAAGAAACAAACUUGUGGCAAUUAACAGAGAGAUUCAACGUUUAAAAAAUGAUGUAGAGGAACAGGAAACGAUGCUUGCGAUGCUUAUGUCUGAAGAAGAAAGUGCAAAAGCAUGUUUGCAGGAUAUUUCCCUCAUGGAUCGUUACCAGAUGGAAUUAAGAGAUGUAGAACGCAAGAUAGCACAACAUGCCACUAAACUACAAGGUGUAGAUCUAAACCGCACCGUUCAGCAGGUUAACCAGGAGAAGCAAGAGAAGCAACAUAGCUUGGAUAAUGUUUCUGGUAAAAUUGAGCUUCUGCGGAAACGGAUACAAGAUCAGCAAGAACAAAUUCAACACCUUAAGAAUGCAACCAAUGAGUUGAGAGCGGAAAAGCUUCACAUAUCCAGUAACCUGCAGCGACGUCAACAACUGGAAGGCCAAAAUAUAGAUCUAACCACUGAGCUCCAGUGUCUUUCCAGAGACAUUAAGGAAGCACAGGAACAGGUUGACCCCCUGGAAUCCACUUUAAAGAAGCUUCAGCAAGAAAAGCAGGAGCUAAUGGAAAGAAAGCACUCAAGCUACAAGGAGGCACAAGAAAAGUUAACAGACAUUAAAGAAAAAGCAAAAAAAAUACAGUUGCAUAUAAGAGAUAUUGAUAAGUAUAUUCAAGAUGGAAAAGAAGAAUUUAAAGAGCAAAAGGAAACUGAACUUCAGGAAUUAGUUACCCGACUAAAUGAGUGUGAAAAGCAGAAGGAGAAAAUAAAUAAAGAGAUGGUUUCCAUAAGACAGGAUAUUGACACACAAAAAAUACAGGAGCGAUGUCUUCAGGACAAUUUAACUUUGAGGAAACGAGUGGAAGAACUUAAACAAGUGGAACAGGAUAUAGGAAAACUUGUAAAAGAAAUGGGACAGAUGAAAGUCAUGCAGAUGAAAAAUGAACAUCGGGAGUUGGAAAACAAUAUAGAGACUCUGAAGGCAAAUCACAACUUGGCCCUUGGAAGACAGAAAGGAUUUGAGGAUGAAAUUAUGCGUUUUAAGAAGGAACUGCGGGAGCCUCAAUUCAGAGAUGCAGAGGAGAAAUACUGUGCAACAAUGAUUGAUAUGAGAACAACAGAGCUAGCAAACAAAGACUUGGACAUUUACUACAAGACACUGGAUCAAGCAAUAAUGAAAUUUCAUAGCAUGAAAAUGGAGGAAAUAAAUAAAAUUAUUCGUGAUCUUUGGCGGAGCACUUACAGAGGCCAAGAUAUUGAGUAUAUUGAAAUUCGAUCAGAUGCAGAUGAAACAGUAACUGCUGCGGAUAAAAGGAGAACAUACAACUAUAGAGUAGUGAUGAUAAAAGGAGACACUGCUCUGGAUAUGCGGGGUCGCUGUAGUGCUGGACAAAAGGUUUUGGCUUCCCUCAUAAUCCGCUUGGCAUUGGCUGAGACAUUUUGCCUGAAUUGUGGCAUAUUAGCCCUUGAUGAACCAACCACCAAUUUGGAUCGUGAAAAUAUAGAAUCUCUUGCACAUGCUCUCGUAGAGAUUAUAAAAAGCCGAUCCAGACAGCGCAAUUUCCAGCUUCUUGUUAUCACGCACGACGAGGACUUUGUAGAGCUCUUGGGGCGUUCCGAAUAUGUUGAAAACUUCUACCGGAUCAAAAAGAAUAUGGAGCAAUGUUCAGAGAUUGUAAAAUGCAGUGUCAGUUCUUUAGGAUCCUAUGUUCAUUAAACUGGUUCAGGACAUCGAGUGAACAAUUAUCGGAAACAUGGCUAUCUGUUUGUGUUACGCUUGUUUAAAUCUAAAGUUUGAAAUACAGAUAUUUAGUAUUUAAGGACGUUUAUGUAAUUGUUUCCAUUUCACUAGACAAAGGUUUUAAGUGGCUUUAUAUUCAUUUCUCACACACACAGUUGAUACAUUUACAGAAUGUAUAUUUUUUAUUUCACUUAUCUUAGCAGUUUCGGAUUUGUGCAUAACAUUGUGCAAGCAGUGACCAACAUAUAAUGAACACUUACUAAUAAUAUUUAUACACAAUAUCAGACUGACUGUGUAUUAGCUGAUGUCAUCACACUAACUUAAUUUGUCUCAGUUUAGUGCCAUAAAUUGACUUACUAGCAAACUUUAUUGGCACACUGGGCAGAGGUGCUUGGUUCUAAAGACUCAACAAUCAAAAAUGAGAUGUAAAACUCACAACAAAAAUACAUAAUGUUUUCUUAUGUAGCAAUAUAAAAUAUUACGAA
Molecule: messenger RNA, 4626 nt
Organism: Pelobates fuscus (common spadefoot toad)
Lineage: Eukaryota; Metazoa; Chordata; Amphibia; Anura; Pelobatidae
Gene: RAD50
Product: RAD50 double strand break repair protein
Exons: 26
Coding region: 179-4117 (1312 amino acids)
Biological process (GO): chromosome organization involved in meiotic cell cycle; double-strand break repair; telomere maintenance via telomerase
Cellular component (GO): condensed nuclear chromosome; Mre11 complex; nucleus
Molecular function (GO): single-stranded telomeric DNA binding; G-quadruplex DNA binding; double-stranded telomeric DNA binding
Source: RefSeq, a predicted model, not a curated record